Messenger RNA from Leishmania braziliensis MHOM/BR/75/M2904, 459 nucleotides. RefSeq names its product putative D-tyrosyl-tRNA deacylase. The coding region runs from base 1 to 459 and encodes 152 amino acids. Gene Ontology annotation, molecular function: D-tyrosyl-tRNA(Tyr) deacylase activity. Gene Ontology annotation, cellular component: cytoplasm. The record is from RefSeq and is a predicted model, not a curated record. Gene Ontology annotation, biological process: tRNA metabolic process. The transcript has a single exon. Lineage: Eukaryota; Euglenozoa; Kinetoplastea; Trypanosomatida; Trypanosomatidae.
AUGAAGGCCGUCAUCCAGCGCGUCCUGAGCGGCUCUGUCACCUCCGAAGGUGAAGUGGUGGGUUCCAUUCAGAAAGGGCUCGCUGUCCUUGUGGGAAUCGCACGCGACGACACGGCCGAUGAUAUGGAUUACAUCCUCCGCAAGAUUCUUGGCGCUCGGCUGUGGAGCAACGAGGAUGGAUCCAAGAUGUGGUGCCGCAACGUAAAGGAGAUCGACGGAGAGGUGCUGCUCAUUUCGCAGUUCACGCUCAUGCACGUCAUGAAGGGCAACAAGCCAGACUUCCACAACGCCAUGCCGCCUGAAGACGCCCUCGUCGUCUUCAACAUGCUUCGCGACAAGCUGCGGUCCGCGCACACCCCUGGCAAGAUUGCGACGGGCAGCUUCCGGCACUACAUGGGCAUCGACCUGUCGUGCGAUGGCCCCGUGACGCUCACCCUCGACAGCCGGAACAGGGGCUAA